AUGCACCGCGCCUACCAAUCGAUUACACCAGCUAAUAACAAGCUUCUAAAGCAAAAAUGGGAUAAAACGCGGUUUGACGCGCACCGAACUAAAGUCAGCACAGCAAAGCCUGUCAUUGAUAACCGUCCACCAAAGACUUACAUGCAUCUCCAUUUAAAGCUGAAAAAACUGCAGAUGGAAGAGGAACGACUAGCAAUCGUGGAGCGUGAUAAUAACAUCUUGCUUGAGAAAAUGUCUUACAUCAUGCGCACUAGAGGACGCGUGGAUAACAAUAAUGCCUAUGGAGAGAAGAGUUUGAACAAGACGAAACGACAGAGGGAGCUACUGCGGAUAACACACGAGAACCAGGCUAUAUGGAAGCGCAUAACGACGAAAGAACCGCAUUACAAUCACAUGCAAUGGGAUGAUCAGUGGAAAGUGAACCUGAGUUACAUGUCUAACAUAUCCAAGUACCCCCUGCUGCCAUUACACUUCAAGACCCAUUCAGUUAAGUCCGGACAGAAGGAAGACGGUACAUCUAAUGCCAACAAACUUCCUGAUGUACACAUAACCAACUAGGCGCAACGUGUGCUAUUAUGUACACAUAUACCCCACACUUAGACUUAUAACGUAAUUAACUAAACCGACUUGAUCAUGAGGUGUAAAUAAUAAAAGUGUGUUCUGUGGGAAAAUGAUCCGUAAUUUCAUUACUUUACAUAUUUAAUAGGAAAUUAGAAUAUAAUAAUGACAUAUAAAACAUCAUAACGAUGACAAACAUGAGUGUGAUAGGUUAUAAUGUAACAUGCUUCCGUAAAACUCUCUCUCUCUCU
Molecule: messenger RNA, 809 nt
Organism: Priapulus caudatus
Lineage: Eukaryota; Metazoa; Priapulida; Priapulimorpha; Priapulimorphida; Priapulidae
Exons: 4
Coding region: 1-558 (185 amino acids)
Source: RefSeq, a predicted model, not a curated record